AUGAUCAAAGCGACAAAGUACUUGUCCAAGUCAAAUAUUGGUCGCCGCCUCAAUGUGCCCACUACCCGUCGACAAAUGUACUCCACCACCGCGCCACGCGUAGCAGUCCUAUACCAAGAACUCUCACCACCAUUAAUCAACGGGGUGCGCAAACCCAAGAAGCCCGGAGGAUACAUCGACUCCAGUGCAGACAUCGCCUACUCACUAACCCACCAACACCACAGCCUAAUCUCCUUCGUCACACCCGUCUCAACUCCAGAUCCGCAAAAAGAUGCAGACUGGUGCUUUGGCGAUUCCGAGGCCGGAGUUACGCGUGCGCUGGAGAAGGGGGUGACGCACUUUUCGGCUAACACUAUACUCUUCGCGGAGCAUCCGCUUCAGACGGCAGAGAGUCUGACGAGUGUGGAUGAGACGUUGAGGGUUGUAGGACAGCCCCCAAAGCUGGUCGAGCUGUGCGAUGACAAGGCAUUCGUCAACAAUCUCCUCCGUACUCGUGGUGGGUUUACGCUGCCGGAUGCACACGACGUUCACGACCACGAAAGUCUUGCGGCAGUGCUCCAGGCGGAUCUUCGCUAUCCUGUUGUCGCCAAGCCGGUUAGAGGACGAGGAAGCCACGGAGUGAGAGUAUGUCGCUCCGAAGACGAACUGAUCGACCAUUGCGGCGAUUUACUGGGAGAGGAUGCGUAUGUGAUCGUCGAAGACUUUCUUGCGGGUCAGGAAGUCACUGUUACUGUUAUGCCGCCUUCGCCUGCGACGGGACGGGAGGGGUAUUGGGCGAUGCCGGUUGUGGAACGGUUUAAUCACGCUGAAGGUGUGGCACCGUACAAUGGCACAGUCGCUGUGCUUCAGAACUCUCGGUGUCUUUCCGAAGACGAACACAUGGCCGAUCCACAGUAUGGUGAGAACAUGACCGGUCCUGGUAGGCCUGGUAGAGAGAAUCAAGCUAGCCUGACGGCACUGGCUGCUGCUGGCUUGGGAUGGGACUAUCCGACUCUGCUGUUGAAGAUUCUUGAGUCGAGCGGUUCGCUGCAUGACUUGAGAAACUCCAGAUCGUCGCGUAUUAUUGGUUAG
Molecule: messenger RNA, 1071 nt
Organism: Alternaria viburni
Lineage: Eukaryota; Fungi; Ascomycota; Dothideomycetes; Pleosporales; Pleosporaceae
Exons: 4
Coding region: 1-1071 (356 amino acids)
Biological process (GO): peptidoglycan biosynthetic process
Molecular function (GO): D-alanine-D-alanine ligase activity; ATP binding; metal ion binding
Source: RefSeq, a predicted model, not a curated record